AAAUUUUGACGGCGGGAGUACUAGCAAACGUAUUUGUUAUUUACGUAAAUUUAUCCUAUACCCAGUUAUUUUUCUAUUAUUGGUAUACGUUAUACGUUGUUACAUAACUUGGUUUUGCAAGUCGAAUGGCACACCGGCAGAAAGACUCAAGAGAAUCAUCGUGGUCCAAAUUUUUCAGUAAAUGGAGUAAACGACGCCGGGAGAAAGACUCAGACAGAGAAUUGGCGUGGUCCAAAUUUUUCAAUAGAUGGACUAAACGGAGUGCAAAAUCAGUGAAUGAAGAUAUUCCUUAUAAAUAUCUUACCGGGCAGACUGCAUCUCUCGACAAGAGAAAAUUGCGCCCAGUUAGAGGCAGUCUACUUUUUAAAAAAUACAAAUAUGGAAAGAUUAGCAAAUAUACGGAAGUCCAGAGAAAAGUUCCGAGAAGGCAACGCCCAAAUGUGGCCACUAAUGAUGUUAAUACAGUGGGUGAGAAAUCGCUGCAGCAAUUUCAAGAACUUGGGCCCAAAGAUGGAGAUUCAUUACCAAUUGCAGGUUACCCCGUAUCCAGCAAAUGCCGCAAAGAGUCUAUAGUGGACAUCAAUGAGGAACUAAAUACUACCAUAUUUGACCAGUCUCCACACGUAAUUCAGUCACAACAGAACCACCAAGAUGACCACGUAUCCAGCAAGUGCCAGAAAGAGUCUCCAGUGGAUGCCAGUGGGAAACCAAAUACUUCCAUUUUUACUUGGUCUCGUCUGCAUGCAACUCGAUCACAACAGAACCAUCAAGAAGGGUAUAAAUAUGAAGAAGAUGAGUUAUCCCCUAUUUUCAAAAAGCCCAGACUGCUUGCUGAAUGUAUAAGGAAAUUCGAAACAGAUACUGGUGAUCAGGAUGUUGACACGCCAGUGAAGAGGAAGAAAGAACAUUAUAAGAGGAGGAGGAAGAGGAGGAGGGUAACGAGUGAGACAGUUUGCAAGCAUGAAAAUGAAGAUACAGCAUCUUUCUCCAAGCCACGAAAAUGCAUGGUUUAUGAACUGGCUAUUGUGAAUUGCAGUUUGAAAAAGGAUGUGUCAAUAAGUGUUUCUGGCCCAGAAGCUUCCAAAUUAACGAAACCUCAAGUUUGCAAGCAUGAAAAUGAAGAUAUAGCAUCUUUCUCCAAGCCACGAAAAUGCAUGGUUGAUGAACUGGCUACUGUGAAUUGCAGUUUGAAAAAGGAUGUGUCAGUAAGUGUUUCUGGCCCAGAAGCUUCCAAAUUAACGAAACCUCAAGUUUGCAAGCAUGAAAAUGAAGUUAUAGCAUCUUUCUCCAAGCCACGAAAAUGCAUGGUUGAUGAACUGGCUACUGUGAAUUGCAGUUUGAAAAAGGAUGUGUCAAUAAGUGUUUCUGGCCCAGAAGCUUCCAAAUUAACGAAACCUCAAGAUCACAAAAAUGGAUGUGAACAUAAUUUAUUGGCCUCUGUGCAAGGAGAAUUUAUGCUUAAUGAACUGGAUAGACAAAAAUACAGUUUGAGAUCUGAUCUAACUUCAGAUAGUUCUCACUCACAAGUCUCUAGAACAGCAAAUUUUCAAGGUCAUAGAAAUGGGUGUGAAGAUCAGAUACCACCCUCAGUGCCAGGAGAGUGCAAGCGUAAUGGAUUGGAUGGACCAAAUUUCAGUGUGCAAACUAAUGUAACUACAAAUAAGUCUGAUUCAAAAAGCUGUAAGCUAUCAAAGGCCCAUGGUCAUAGAAAUGGAUGUCAUAAGAUACCGCCCUCAAUGCCAGGAGAGUGCAUGCAUAAUGGAUUGGAUGGACCAAAUUCCAGUGUGAAAACUAAUGUAGCUACAAAUAAAUCUGAUUCAAAAAGCUGUAAGCUUUCAAAGGCCCAGGAUCAUAGAAAUGGAUGUGAAGAUAAGGUACUGCCCUCAGUGCCAGGGGAAUGCAUGCGUAAUGGAUUGGAUGGACCAAAUUCCAGAGUGAAAACUAAUGUAGCUACAAAUAAAUCUGAUUCAAAAAGCUGUAAGCUUUCAAAGCCACAGGGUCACAGAAAUGGAUGUGAAGAUAAGUUAUUGCACUCAGUGCCAGGAGAGCGCAUACAUAAUGGACUGGAUGGACCAAAUUCCAGUGUGAAAACUGAUACAGUUACAAAUAGUUCUCACUCACAACACUCUAAACUGUUAAUGUCUCAAGAUUAUACAUAUUAUCGAAAAAGAACUAAGAAGAAACCUUGGCCAUAUAUUAUAGUGGAAAGUGACACUGAUGAAGAUGAAUAAUAAUUCAACAAAAUUUAUGGUGAUAUUCAACUGCUGCUGUCAUUGAAGAAUUGUUUCCAUCCAGUAAUACAAAAGAUGGAUGUGUAUGCCUUUGUGAUAGUUUCAAGACUACAAAGACUGCAGGAGCUGUGAAAGAGAUUGAAAUCGGUUUUUAAAUGUGGUUUCUGGUGAAGGUCAUUACGAGAAAUCUAUCAAACAUUUCUACGUACUUUGUGAUACCCACAGAAACAAGGACAUAAUGAAUAAUGACAGUAGGAACUUCAAUUUGAACUUUCUGCUGUUUAAAAAUGAUAAUAUAUUGGAGAAUAAAACCUCAUGUUUAUUUUAUGGUUGUAUAUUGACUUGAUACAGUAUUGUUUUUAAACAUUACCAUUGAAUGACUUUUAACUGAAAAGUAACAUCUCAGUUAUGUGAAAGAAUAGUUCUUGAAGUUAACAGUUGGCAUUCCGUUCACUUAAAUAAUAUGACAGCAUCUGAUUUUGCUUAUCAGUACUUGACAUAUUCAGAUUAUAUUUGAUUGUGUGAUAAUCACAAGAAAACCAAACUGUAGACACAAAAAAACCUGUUCCCCGUGACUUUGUUGCUGGUACUAACAUGUGUUCACUGCUGCAAAACUAGAUUUCAUAGUAGGCUUGUGGACAUGCACAUUUAUCAGUGUCACACUGGUUUGUUGGUUGUGGAAGUGGUUACAAGAGUGAGCUACUCUGGACUAGUGGACUUGUUUUUGGACAUGUGUUGACAUUUAUAAGUACCAGCUGCAACGAAUGUCCUAAAAUGUUCGUCUAGACAUGCUGAAUCUUCCGUCCACAAUUUUUUACUUUAUUCUGAAAUAUUAUAUGUGUAUAGCACUUAAUUUUUGAAACAUUUGUGCCAUAAAUAUUAGGCUCAUCAAGGCAUGUAUAGUUUAUGAACUUAUAAUUUUUUAGGUACAAAACAGCAACAUAUGCCAGUGACAUCUGCUUAUCAUUGCAGAUAUUUUAUAAAAGUUUUACAUGUGCAUUAAAUGCAUUAACAUUUCUCC
This is a messenger RNA of Schistocerca americana (American grasshopper), 3252 nucleotides long. RefSeq lists its product as uncharacterized. NCBI's taxonomy places the organism in Eukaryota, Metazoa, Arthropoda, Insecta, Orthoptera, Acrididae. The record is from RefSeq and is a predicted model, not a curated record. The coding region runs from base 126 to 2231 and encodes 701 amino acids. The transcript has 16 exons.